UCAAACCACAAUUUACCGGUUUGGUGUAGAUAUCUCUCCGUUCCCGCAACCUGAAAGAGUGAAAGCUGAAAACCUGAAGGGAUUGUACCGGAGUCCCGACUCCCGAGUCCGUAUCUGCUUGUAACAAACAGCGCGAGGCACGUCAUUGUAAAUUAUAAUGUUGCAGUAUCUGGCACCACGGCGCUAGUCUUUGAAUUUCAUGGCGCUCUACUCUUUAAAUUUCUACAUUCCCCCUCUCGUCUCCCUUUCUCCAGUCUCCCUCACCAAAAGCAGAUGUUCUGGCGUUCUUGUUAAUCUACCAAAUCUCUCUCUUCUCCUGCAUACUCAUUCUCCAAACUUGUCCUCAUCUUGCUUUCGAAAACCCAUCCCCGCAAAGAUUUCCAUAGAACUCCUCAGAGCAACAGCGCAGCAGAAAUACGUGUAUCCCGACCCAAUUCCGGAAUUUGCCGAAGCUGAAACUCAGAAGUUCAGGGAUCAGCUUCUGAAGAAGCUACUCAAGGACAAGGCCACCUUUGGAGAUGACCUUCACACGGUUGUAGAUGUCUGUGUGGAGAUAUUUCGUGAUUUCUUGCAUAAGGAGUAUGGUGGCCCAGGAACCCUCCUUGUGGAACCUUUCACAGACAUGUUGGUUGCUCUCAGGGAGAAGAAGCUGCCAGGAGCACCCGUGGCUGCACGAGCAGCUAUCUUAUGGGCUCAAAACUAUGUUGAUAAGGACUGGGAGCUAUGGAACUGCAAACCACCCAAAUGAUUGUACAAUUUAUACUCGUUUCAUACAUGUUGGAAUAUAAUCAAUGCUGUUACAAGUUUGUGAAUUCUGCUUUAUCAAAGAUUCCAAGGGGAGAGAAUUAUCAACAUAUGGUAAAGCAAGAUCUAAUUUCAUUCCAGAAUAAUAGUGUGAUUACAACAGCAUUGGGAUGCGUGAGCUCUUUUUCUUGGGUAUACAAGAGGUGUAUUACUUUUGAACCAGUAGGGAUGUGGGAGCUGUGUGCUUGGAGGUAGUUUUGGGAUCACCUAGCAAGCAUACCCACCUCCGUAGACAUAACACGCUAAUUAUUAUCCCAUGUUUGAGAAUACUAUCAUGAUGGACUUGUCUCUGGUUGAGAAGCCCCAAUUUCUUUGUUUUUUGAUCA
Molecule: messenger RNA, 1130 nt
Organism: Nelumbo nucifera (sacred lotus)
Lineage: Eukaryota; Viridiplantae; Streptophyta; Magnoliopsida; Proteales; Nelumbonaceae
Product: protein PLASTID REDOX INSENSITIVE 2, chloroplastic
Biological process (GO): regulation of gene expression
Source: RefSeq, a predicted model, not a curated record